Messenger RNA from Funneliformis mosseae, 669 nucleotides. The record is from the annotation of a GenBank genome assembly. Lineage: Eukaryota; Fungi; Glomeromycota; Glomeromycetes; Glomerales; Glomeraceae.
AUGCCAUAUUACAGAUCGAACGCGAAUCCUUCCCGUCCGAUUUGUUGGUAUUAUGCUAACGGAAAUUGUAACAGAGGGACAAGUUAUCAUUUUUCGCACAAACAAGAAGAUACUAGUUCUCAAAGUAAUAACGAUGGGAGUGGUACACGAUACAACUCUAGUAAUGGGGAAAGUUCGUUGUAUAGGUCGAAUUUUAACUCGAACUGUCAUCAAAAUAAGAGUGUUCCAUCGGUUUGCCGUUAUUUCUUGGAAAAUCGUUGUAUGUUUGGAGAUUCAUGUUGGAAUAAACAUGACAAACCUGAUGACAUCAUCAAUGAAGUGAGCUUUACUAGCACUAUCCGUAUUCGGAAAAACGACUUGAAAGAUCAAAAAAAACAAAAUGCAAAAAAGGUUGAUGAAGAGGAGUAUAUAUGUGGUAUUUGCUUCGAAUCUCCUAAAGUAUUUAAAUUAUUUGGAUUGCUUGUACAAUGCGAUCAUGUGUUUUGUUUCCGUUGUGUAAAAAAAUGGUUCAAACCAAUUACAAACAACAAUCGUUUUCAAAUUGUUGAUAACACCAAGACAUGUCCCACAUGCAGAACUUUUUCUCCAUCUUUUGUUGGUUCAAGUCGUUUUGUAAAAUCUGGAACUCAAAAGGAUCAAAUGUUUUUAAGGUUCAAAAAAUUUAUUUAG